AUGACAGAUUAUUGGGUGAGUACGAAGAAGCAUUACUGCGAAACAUGCAACUGCUGGUUGUCUGGGCACAAAGUAAACAUAAAGAAUCAUGAAAAGAGCGCCAGGCAUAUCGAAAAUUUAAAGAAAGUGAUUAGCGAAUCGUUUAAGAGGAAGGAACAAGAAACGAAAGAGAAAGAGGUCCUCGAAAAGGAGUUAAAAAAAUUAGAAAAUGUGGAAAAGAAAUUGCUGUCUGAUUUGAAUAAAAAUGAGACAUCCCUCCAUCGAAGCGGCGACAUCACUUUGAAUGUUUCAAAUGCGCAUUCCAACAGCAGAAUUGGUCAUCGGAACAGCAGCAGCAAUAAUGAGCAAAUUAGCACAAGUAGCAUCGCCUGUAAUAGUAAUCCAGCUAGCCGCAAGAAGUGGCUUCUAAUGAUACAUGAAGAUACGGGUUCUUUAGUAUUCUUCAAUAGACUAAAAAACGAAAUUGUGCAUGACAAACCAAAGGAUUUUUUCGAACAUUUCCCCGAACAUGAAUCAUUUGUGGAGCAAAGUGGAUGGUACAAAUACUUUGAUUAUAACUCUAGCAAUUUCUACUACUUCAAUAUUUAUAGUUCGAAAAGUGUAUGGGAGUAUUCACUCAGGAGGAUAAAAAGCUUGAUGGACUUUAUCAAUCGGUGUGAACAGGCUGCACAGAAUAAUAUAAGUUCUGGUAGUGACACAGAAGUUGCAAGUCUGAGUAUGAAUGCCGGCCCCGUGGACAGUCCUCAUCAUUUCCAUUUCGGUGGACCUCCAUAUUACGUGAAUUACGCGCAAAUGUUCCCCAAGCACAGUUACAAUGGAUAUGCCACAUACAAUUCGUUAAUGAAUCCAAUAGAGACCGCGUCGCAGAUACCUCAAGAUACAAAAGAUGGGAUGAUUCAACAGCGCAGUAACAGCGGCGAUCGUAAUAUUCCUGUUAGUGAUGAGAGUCGUGUCAACAGUAGUAUCCAUCAUGAUAUUUUACACAAUGCAUCUCCAGCAAGGUGGGCCAAUCAGGUUGGUGGAGAUGGAGCAAGACAUGCAAAAGUAACGGACACCCAAGGGCGUGAUAGAAGUCCAGGGGGAAGGAAUGCAAUGAAGGAAGGAAAUCCAAAGGAGAAGACCCUCCCAUGUGAAAUGAGCGGAAACGAAUUUAGAAACAGUCGUAAACAUUUUGAAGACAAGAAAAAAAGGGCGAAUAUUUCUUUAUCGUUUAAGGGGAAAGAGAGCGGAGCUACACCUCGGCAUGGCAGGAAUGAGGAGGAGAGAAAAAGUAACAUGGGGGGAGAUGACCAAAUUGUGCAAAGAAGUACCGUACGACAGGACGAGAGUGCUAAACCUGGCCCAUGGGAAGUCGUGGAGAAUAAAGAUGUAGAGACAAUUUCAAAUGAACAUAUUGAACAAAUUUUUUACAAUGUCAAAUCGAAGGAGGAAAUUGAAAAGGAAGAAAUCGCACAGCUAGAGGAAGAUAUCCGUUAUGAAUAUUCUGAAUAUAAUGAAUUUUAUAUAAAAAAAAAAGAAUUAGAGAAUGAAGAAAUAUAUUUAAACCAAGAAUUCAAAUUCGUGGACAAACCUAUAUACAAGAAAGUGAUUGAUAAAAAUCGUGACAAGAAGGUGGACUUUGCCAGACGCAGCAUUAAGGGAAUGAAGAAUAAGAAAAAAAUUUCAUAG
Molecule: messenger RNA, 1668 nt
Organism: Plasmodium inui San Antonio 1
Lineage: Eukaryota; Apicomplexa; Aconoidasida; Haemosporida; Plasmodiidae
Exons: 1
Coding region: 1-1668 (555 amino acids)
Biological process (GO): mRNA splicing, via spliceosome
Cellular component (GO): precatalytic spliceosome; nucleus
Molecular function (GO): RNA binding; zinc ion binding
Source: RefSeq, a predicted model, not a curated record